CGAGAAAAAAGAGAGAAAAAAAGGAGCCCCGGGAAAAAGAAAAUAGGGAAUUAGGAAGGACGUCCUCUCUCUCCGGCAAUCGAUUUCGCUGCGAAGUUUCUUCUAUUGAGCUAACUGGUAAGAGGCAGAGAUAUGGGUUCUGGCGAAGCAUUUCCAGUGAUGCAGGAAAUUAUGUUGGAGUUUCGUGCCGGUAAGAUGUCUUUGCAGGGAUCAACAGUUGUCCCUGAUUCAAGAAAAGGACUUGUCCGCAUAGCUAGAGGUGAAGAGGGGUUGGUACAUUUCCAGUGGCUAGAUCGUGACAGAAAUGUUGUAGAAGAUGAUCAAAUUGUUUUCCCUGAUGAAGCUGUAUUCGAGAAGGUCAAUCAAUCAUCGGGGAGGGUGUACAUUCUAAAGUUUAACAGUGAUGACCGCAAGUUCUUCUUCUGGAUGCAGGAGCCUAGAGCUGAAGGUGAUGCAGAGUUGUGCUCCACAAUCAAUCAGUACCUAAACCAACCACUAGAAUUUCUUGGUGAAGAUGGUCCUGCUUCUGCUAUUCCUGAGGAAACUGAAGACAUGGCUGAAGAUGAUGUCUCAUCAAGAGCUGGAAAUUUGGUUGUUCCGAAUAUGGCUACAGAAGUCAGUGAUGUGACAUCUUCGUCAGGACCGGUUAAGCUGGCAGACCUGCAAAGAAUUCUGAACAACCUCUCUGCUGGGCCUGCAGGUAUGCCUGGAGAUGAAGAUGAAGGCUUGGUUUUAGGGGAUAUCUUGAAGCCAGAGUUCAUUAUGCCAUUGCUUGAGAUGCUACCAGUAGACGAGCGAUUAUCAUCAUUCUUACCUGAGGGCCAUCGUAAGCCAGAGGAUAUACUGGAGUUGUUACAGUGCCCUCCUUUCCGUCAGCAAGUAGAUUCAUUCACAUAUGUACUUCGAACAGGGCAGAUAGACUUGUCACAGUUUGGCGUCGACCCGAGUAAAUAUAAGUUCACUGUUGCGUCGUUCCUUGAGGCACUGGAGGACUCGGUUGCAGGCCACCAAUCAACUGAUGCGAUGGAAGAGAAUUGAUGUUAGUAAGGUUCUCAAUGAUUUUUUUUUUCCCCUUUAUGGUUGGCGGCGGAGAGAGAGUGAAACUUCCACAUGCUCUGACCAAUUUUGAUUUAUAAGACACUCUUCUCUUUACCUUUUUUUUUUUUUAAAAAAAACAAAUGCGAAAGAAAACUUCGGGAGCUGAAUCUGUACUAAAACUAUCUUGCCCUUUUCUUGUC
Messenger RNA from Tarenaya hassleriana, 1238 nucleotides. Its product is annotated as 26S proteasome regulatory subunit RPN13. The record is from RefSeq and is a predicted model, not a curated record. The transcript has 14 exons. Gene Ontology annotation, cellular component: nucleus; cytoplasm; proteasome regulatory particle, lid subcomplex. Gene Ontology annotation, biological process: ubiquitin-dependent protein catabolic process. Gene Ontology annotation, molecular function: ubiquitin binding; endopeptidase activator activity; proteasome binding. The coding region runs from base 133 to 1038 and encodes 301 amino acids. NCBI's taxonomy places the organism in Eukaryota, Viridiplantae, Streptophyta, Magnoliopsida, Brassicales, Cleomaceae.